GCCCACGCAUGCCCUACAUUUACUUAGGGUUUCUGUGUCUUCAAAGUGCGACCUAUCCUCUUCUUCUACACUCCCUCAUCCAUUCUCGGCCGGAAAAUCUCCUUAAUUUUUCUUCCAGGGAUUGCGAUAGAACGACGAAGGAAACCAUGCCGGCGAAAGAGAGGACACCUAAGGUCAACAGGAACCCUGAUCUGAUCAGGGGAGUUGGUAAAUACUCAAGAUCGCAGAUGUACCAUAAAAGAGGUUUGUGGGCAAUCAAGGCCAAAAAUGGAGGCGUUUUCCCCCGCCACGAUGCUAAAUCCAAGGUUGAUGCUCCAGCAGAGAAACCACCGAAGUUCUAUCCAGCUGAAGACGUGAAGAAACCUCUCCCCAACAGGCGCACGCCAAAACCAACCAAGCUCAGAUCCAGCAUCACCUCAGGAACUGUGUUGAUUAUUCUUGCUGGUAGGUUCAAGGGAAAGAGAGUUGUUUUUCUUAAGCAGCUUCCCUCUGGUUUGCUUCUUGUGACUGGACCAUUCAAGAUCAAUGGUGUUCCUUUGAGACGUGUUAACCAGGCCUAUGUGAUUGGUACUUCCACAAAGGUUGACAUCUCUGGAGUCACCCUCGAUAAUUUUGAUGAUAAGUACUUUGGCAAGGUUGCUGAGAAGAAAAAGAAGAAGACUGAAGGAGAGUUCUUCGAAGCUGAGAAAGAGGAGAAAAAGGAGAUUCCACAAGGAAAGAAAGAUGACCAGAAAGCCGUGGACGCAGCUUUGAUCAAAGCCAUUGAAGCAGUUCCAGAGUUGAAGACUUACCUCGGAGCAAGGUUUUCAUUGAAACAAGGAAUGAAGCCCCAUGAGCUUGUUUUCUAGGUUUCGUUACCUUUUUCUGAGGUUUCUAGAGUAUCUGUCUCCUGAAGUUUUUACACUCUAAAUUGUUGGUUCUGUUCUCGUCCACUGACCAGAGACAUAAAUUUUGGCUCAACUAUCUGGAUUUCUGUUUUACAUAUGGAUAAUUUAUCAAUCUUGUUUUUGAAUGUGUGA
This is a messenger RNA of Arabidopsis lyrata subsp. lyrata, 1019 nucleotides long. Its product is annotated as 60S ribosomal protein L6-3. The record is from RefSeq and is a predicted model, not a curated record. Lineage: Eukaryota; Viridiplantae; Streptophyta; Magnoliopsida; Brassicales; Brassicaceae. Gene Ontology annotation, cellular component: ribosome; cytosolic large ribosomal subunit. The coding region runs from base 9 to 848 and encodes 279 amino acids. Gene Ontology annotation, biological process: ribosomal large subunit assembly; cytoplasmic translation. The transcript has 4 exons. Gene Ontology annotation, molecular function: RNA binding; structural constituent of ribosome.